Molecule: messenger RNA, 2977 nt
Organism: Plodia interpunctella (Indianmeal moth)
Lineage: Eukaryota; Metazoa; Arthropoda; Insecta; Lepidoptera; Pyralidae
Exons: 9
Coding region: 168-1376 (402 amino acids)
Source: RefSeq, a predicted model, not a curated record
UAUUUUCUGUCAUAGAUACCUAUGAUUAUGUCAUUUCGUUGGUGUUUUAGUAUAGUAUAUUUUUAUAAUUAUUAUAUAUUUUAUAUGUUUUGAUAAAAUGCAAAAUCUGAGGACAUGAGAGAACCCAUACAAGUACUUAGUACUACUAAUUUCUUGUUUUACUGUAAAUGAAGGUCCUGGCCCUUCUGUUUUUGACCCUGAUCCCGUGGCCGGGGCCGUCAGUCUUCAAAAUUACCUGUUCACGUGACAACUCCAAAAUCGUAAGGAAGGUCAUACAAAGCAAAUGGUUACCGGUGCUAGAAAGAUUUCAGGUAAAACUCCCGCUCGAGUGUCCGUUCCACCCGGCGCGAGACAUCUUCGCGCCGCAGCAUGCCGCCAAGUUGCAGCACCGCUCGUCUCAGUGGACGUGCGCCUUUUGCGGCAAGUCUUUCUACGAGGAACGCCACCUCGACUCGCAUUUCGACCAGCGACACAAGAACCAGAUUAACAAGGCUGAAGACGCAGUUUGUCUGGCGGACUACUGCGACAUCAUGCGCUGCCAGGUGCUGGUGGCGCACGGGCUGCUCAGCGGCGGCGGGGGCCCCAGCACCGACAUUGAGGUGUGGCAGAACGUGGAAGCGGCGCGUAAGGCGUUGGCGCCUGCUGCGCCGCGUAGCGUCGCGCGGGUCUCCACAAGACGACGUCGCGCCACUAGGUCACCACCGGCACCUGCGCCCGACUGUCCCACUACGGAACCUCCUGAUACUGAGGACCCUGAAGCCGCAGAAAAGCGUACAGAAGACAGCGAAGGCGACGCGAACCACACAGCCGAGCUAUGCGAUGCGGACACGGUCGAGUCAGCGCUGCCGGACGACAGCCGCCGGCGACGGCUCGAGAACCUGCAGGCCGAGCGCCUGGCUUGCGACCCCACCAAGCUACAGGGGCUCAAGUUGAGAUGCGAAAGGAUCGUCCGGGAAUGCAUCGCCACAUUGCUCCUUCAGCUUACCAUGCACCAGUUCACGGAGCUUGAAGAGGAGAUGCAGCGCGCGGUGUGUUGGUACCUGAGCUGCGACCGCUACUGGGAGGACACGGCACCGAGCGCGCGCGUGUUCCCGUGGCCGCUGCUGCUCGCGCUCGCCACCGGGCUCGCGCUCGCGCUCUGCAUGUGCUACUACAUCAUCUGGAUCGUGUUCGAUUCAGAGGAGGGCAGUGUAGCCGGCAGCGCCUCAGUAUCAAUGACGACGCAUUCGUCGCCGACGCGUGGCGAGCGGCUCGCGAACGACGAAGCUCUGCUCGACGACGGCGACCACGACGACCACUACAUCUACGUCACAUACCCACCUGAACUAAAGCGGCGACUACUCGAGAGCUGCUACAAUAGAACGACUCGACUAUGAGAUCUACAUCUGUAUCGAUUCGUCGCGCAUGCUUUUGUACCAGAGGGCGAGGUGCGGGUCGCAUUUCACCUCUCACUAUAGAGUCAAUUCGAAUCACAAUGCGGUGUGAUUGUCGUUGCGGCACUGUGAUUGUUUAGCUAUGUGUCACUGCGAAUCGACUCGAUAGUGAGAUGUAAAUAGCAAAGUCGCAUUACGCUCUCAGUUCCCUAGAAUACUGUAGUUUAGUGAAAACUGUCUGAUGUAGUAGCCAAACCCACUGUCCAACCGUACCUUAUACCGAAAAAGUCUGAAUGAAAAUUGUAAGAAAUUAUUUUGGUAUAAGAUGUGGUAAAAAAGCCGAUAUCAUUUUCAUUGAACUUUUACAAGUAUUGAUUGGAAUAUCGGCUCUUGUACUGAGUUAUUGUUAAGUACACACACUACUUCUCUAGUCAAUGUUUUUUUAUAGCGUUUAUUCAGUUUUAUUGUGAAGUAGGUAUUUGUAAGUGUAGUUUGCUUUUAAACAAUUGGUGCCUAAUUUCCCCUAGUUGUACAAAAUUUUCGUUAAUAGGUAAGAAAUCCCUAAACUAAAUCUUUGUAAAUAGCCUCUUCGUGGUCUGUUUAGUAAUAAGUAUCACUUGUGAAGAAAACCAAAGGGGCGAAUUCAAGGGUUAAGCCCAUUUAAAUGGGCUCAAUGCAUGAAGUAAUCCACUAGGUCUAGCUCAUUUAUAGACAAAGAAAACUAUAAGAUAUAUAAGAUACGACUACGGCUUCGUCGUAUCUUCCAUUUCGCUCAUACAAGAAAGUGAAACCCAUAUUAUAAAUACGCGAGAAGAAACAGGACAGAGCGCUAAUUUCUUUAUUGCCUCAUCGUGUGUUCGCCUACCAUACUCAUACGAGUAUAUAUGAAGUAGGCGUCAAGUUGUAUGGAAAUCUUCUAUCUCAUUUGGUUAUGUUAGCUCGUUGUCGACAGUUUUCUUUGUCUAUGAGCUCAUCACUGUCUCAUGGCUUACGCAAACUACUGAAUCCUUAACUACAGUGACUGAGUCGAAGAUAUUAUGAAAUGCUACUCCUCUACCUGCCUGUCCUCAUAUAUAGGUACUAGCGAUAUUUUUGAUACAAUAGGUUCAAAGACUUUAUCCGGAUAUAUUCUUUAGUACGAUACGCUUGUAACCAUUUGAUAUUUUCCUGAUUGCACGUGAACAUUAAUGUUUUUCAUUGUAAUAACUUAAUAUUGAAAUAAUUCACAAUUAGAAAGUAUUUGAAUAUUAAUUAUGGACCAAAUGCUUAUGUUUUAUUUUAAUUAAAAUGAUAUUAAACCAGAUAUUGUCAUCCGCGGUCAUAGACUCAGAAAGUACGCGGAGCAGGCGACGACAUACCUUCAUCUAUGUUUAUGGUAUUUAUGAAAAUCGACCUCAUUUUUUAUUAAAAAUAACAAUACAAUGUAUCAUAAAUCAGCUUCGACGAGACUGAAUGUAAAAGCAUUAUUCUAACCUAUCUAGCGAUACUUUUUUAAAUUGUAAAUCUCACGAAGUCUAUACGAUACUCACCGGCACGUUUCAUUUUGUUUGUUAAUUUGUACGUAAUUUAAGAAGUUUGUUAAAUAAAUUUUAAGUAUUUGAAAA